UAAUUUUUUUUUUAUAGUUAUUUGUUUAUUGCUACAUAAAUUUUUUAUAUUUCAUUUUAUAAUUUUAUAUAUAUAUAAAAAUCCUUUUGUUUGUUUUAUUGUAUAGUUUUGUUUAUGUGUAAAUAAUGUUUGGAUCAAAUAAAAAAAAACAAACUGGUUCACCAACAAUACCAAAUAAUACUGGUAUGGAAGAAGAACCAAUUCCAACAGUAGAUUUCAAUCAAAUUGAUAAGUUGUUAAAUUCAGAUAUUAGGGAUGAUGACAUUCAAUUAACUGAUGCAGAUUUAGAGGAUCCAGAAUUAUUGGCACAAUUAAGUCAAAUAGAAGGUGAUGGUAUUCCAAAACCAACUCCAAAACCACUACCACACCCAGUGUCUAAAACUGUCACAGCCACCACAACUACAACUGUUAAAAAAGCAGCUGCUACACCACAGCCAAAAGUUAAAACUGAAGAGGAUGAGUUAAGGGAUUUAAUGGAUUUCGAUAACGAUACAAAUGAUAUUAAUAAAGAAGAGGAUAUUAUUGAUCAUAAAUUAAUCAAAAAUUUAGAAGAGAGACUAAUAUUUUAUAGAAAAUGGGCAGUUUAUUCAAAUCAACAAGGUGAUAGAGCAGAAUCAUUAAAAUAUAUGAAGGCUAGUAAGCUUAUAGAGAGUGCAUUAGAGAAUCUUAAAGAAGGACUUCCAGUUGAGACAUCUACUUUACCACCACAUUUACCAUUACCACCACAAUCACAAUCACAACAACCACAACCACAACAACCACAAACACCACAAAGAGUAGCAACAUCAACACCAACAUCACCAAAACCAUUACCAUCACCACCAACACCACAAAGAGUUGUAAAUAAACCACCACCAAUUCAAUCACCAAAAAUUGAAAUUUUAUCAAAAGAAACUAUCGAAGCAGAGGAAAGAAUUCAAACAUGGGAUUUAAUUGAAGAGGACUUUAGAAGAAAGCAUUAUAAUUUAACAUCAGAGGCAGUUAGAUUAAGAGAUAUCGAUAAAAUUACAGCCAUUCAUCUCUUAAAAGAAAGUAAAGGUGUUCACGCCAUUAUUGAUCAAAUUAAUAUCAAUCGUAAAUUAGGUUUGAACCCACCACCAUUCCACUUUGAUGAAAAGACUACAAGUACAGAAAUAUCAUUCCCAGAUAUUAAAGAAAAUGAAAUGGUUAUAAAGAUUUCAGAUGGUGUAGAUUUAAGCAAGGCUCUCCACGGUGAUUUUACAAUUAGUGGCGAAAUUCCAUAUCCAUCACCUGAAACACCAACUAAAUUCCAAAGCAAUUCAAUUGGUUUAAAUGAUCCAAAUUUUUCCUAUACAAGCAAAGUUCAAAUCGAAAGAAAGAAGACACUUCAACGUUGCUUAGAAAAGAAAAAAAUGACAUUGGUUUUCUACUCAACCAAAAUGUUUUUCAUGAAGUCUGUAGUUGGCAAAUGCGAAGUUAGAAUGGCCGAUCUUUUAACAAAAUGCGAGUUUAAUGAAAAGGUCCCAAUCUUAAAAGAUGGUUCAAAGAAAGAAACAGGAUCAUUUAUUAAUGUAAAUAUUAGAAUGAGAACUCCAUUGCUCCAAAAAGAAAUGAAAGUUGUUAAAGAAAGGGUUUUGGUUUUAGAUUCACCAAUUACAAUUGAUAAAUCACCACAACCAUCACAACCACAACCACAACCACCACAACCACAACAAACACAAGAGCAGCAACAACCACAACAAACCACAACCAUUACCACUAAAAGUUCUGAAACCAUUACUACUAAACCAGAUAACCCAACAACCUCAACUACCACAUCACCAACUGUAACCACUACAACAGUUACUGCUCCAUCUCAAGAAAAGCCUGCAGAGAAACCAUCAGACAAGCCAGCAGAGAAAUCAACAGCAAAUGAUAAUGAUAAAACAGACGAUGAAGAGGUUGAUGAUUUAGAUAAAGUAGUAUCGAAUGACGUUUUGGAAAUGAUUUUAGAGACAACAAAACAACAACUAGCUUCUCAAGGACCUAAGCAAGAUUUAUUAGAUAGAAAACAGGCUGUAGAACUUAAACUAAUGAUAUUAGAAACUAAUGUUUCUGCAGGUAUUUUAACAAUGGAUGCAUAUAUGGAACAACUUCAAAAGGCAACAGCAAACGAUAUUAAAUUAGCCAUAGAACUCAAAAAGAAAGGUAGACAAGACUUGGCUGUUAAAUUAAUGCAAAGAGUAUCUAUUAUGAAAAAGGAAAUGGAGGGAGGUGAUGAAUAAUAAAUG
Messenger RNA from Dictyostelium purpureum, 2231 nucleotides. RefSeq lists its product as uncharacterized. The record is from RefSeq and is a predicted model, not a curated record. The coding region runs from base 126 to 2225 and encodes 699 amino acids. Gene Ontology annotation, biological process: regulation of transcription by RNA polymerase II. Gene Ontology annotation, cellular component: nucleus. NCBI's taxonomy places the organism in Eukaryota, Evosea, Eumycetozoa, Dictyosteliales, Dictyosteliaceae. Gene Ontology annotation, molecular function: DNA-binding transcription repressor activity, RNA polymerase II-specific; RNA polymerase II cis-regulatory region sequence-specific DNA binding. The transcript has 2 exons.